AUCCAUUGUUUGGGAAAAUGCUCCCCCUAUCAUUGUCUAGGUGAGCCUAUACGUCACCACAUGAUUCGUUCCAAUACUUCACCGUGUGUAAUAUACGUCAAAAAGUUGUUGUUUAAUUCGGGAAUAUAGUGCUGUGUACACCCUCUUCCAUUCCCUUAGUUCGUCCGUAGUGUCUAUGAGAAUAUCGCCUGUUCUUUCAUGAUGGCGGCUAUAAGAAGGUCUUGUUAAAUGCAGACUAAGGAAUCGGUGGACGUACUCAAAGUGGCGUUGAGUGGAAUCGAGGAGGGGCGAUGGCGGGAAACUCUGCCUCAGCGUCGACGCCUCUGCCAUCGGACGAAGUGGCAUUGGGCAGUAAACAGACUAUUAUGACGGAGUUCGUCAUCGCUAUCACAGCAUUUUGCAGUCUCAUAUUCAUCUUCUGUGUCGCGUUCGUGUUCCUGUUCGCUUACUGCAAGAGAAUCCAUCGGAAGGAGGAGGAGGAGGAGGGCGAGUACAUCGGUGAUGAGGAGAGCUUGCCUGGAAGCCAACAAAGUAACAACUACCCACGAAAGAACAUCCAAGGUCAUCCUCAAAAUCAACCUCAAGGUCAUCCUCAAGGUCAUCUUCAAGGUCAUCGUCCAGGUCAUAGCAAUCACGUGCUUAGCGUGUGGGACACCUAUCCACUGUAUUACGUGAGGGAGAGGUCGGUGGCGGAAAGUUUUUGGGAGACGGAGGCGGUUCGAAACCCGAUGCAUAGAGAACCGGCAGUUAUAUAUUGAUCAAUGCUGGCCAUUUAGAUGUAUAUGUUAUUUUAAGCAACUUUGUCAUUUAUUCAUGAUUAUUUUAUAAACUAGUCGGUUACUGCUCGUACCUGUUCUGACCAACGAUUUUGUUUACAAGAAGGCGAGAGUACUAUUUACACUACCGGCUAACGGGUGUAUUUACCUAUGAAAAUUCUUUUUCGCGCAUGAAGAAUUAUAUUGGUCAAGUUGGCCAUUUUGAUCAGUUCAGGAAACUAUCAUGAUUAGCUAAGGCGAUUGAGAUUGUCAAAUACGAUGGAAAUUUUACGAUAAACAAUUUUCUGACAUGUCGUUUCUGAUGCCAUUUCUGGAUCCCCCGGUUAUUCAAUACAUCCCAUGUCACUAUUUAGCCUUUAAAUACUGCUUUCAUCGUAUUAUACCAUUGAUAUAAAGUUUAUUUGGUUUGUUAGUCUUUAAUAUAUUGCGACAAAACUGAUAUAAUAAUAUUUCCCCCGUCUGUCUUUACGAGUAUGCAAUUUCAGAAUAUAUUUGCCAUGUCUAUAAAGGAUUCUAUGUUAUAAUUGAACCAUUGUAUAUGUCAUUUUAGAAUACACACAUAACAGGGUAUUGGUGAAUAUUGUUACAUACAAUUACAGCGUAAAAUGCCUUAAAUAUUAUUUAGAAGACAAUUAGACAGUUGAUGCGGUAUAGAGACGUAAAUGUAGUACGCUUGACAUAUUUGUAUCUAUAGAGUGUAUUUUAUAUGAUGUUCUAUUGAACUACCUUCAAAAUAAAAUGUCACUCCAUCAUAAGUUACAAUUAAGUUCGGAUCUUUCGUACAAUUCCAUCAAUUCUAUAUGGACUUUGUUUUUGUUUGUACCUGGGAAACAUAAAAAUAUAAACAUUUUAUCGUGGAUCACUCUUACAGAGAUGAUGGGCAAAAGGCAAAAGUCUUAUAAGAAAUAAUGUUUUCUGUUGUGCCAAUAUUUAUUGAUAUAUUAUGUAAUGAUUUAGGGCUUUUAUCCUAUUUUAUAAUUAUUUUAUUACGGUUUUUGUCAAUGACAAACUAUAUCAUGCAUUUUAUUAUGUGUAGAGGUGUCGUGGUUGUGUGGACACGCCGUCCAACCACAUGGUUCGUGGUUCGAGUCUCGUCGUGGCAUUAAUGUCCUCUGGCAAGACAUUAAUCUACAUUUACCACUCUCCACCCAGAUGAUGUAAAUGGGUACCUUUACUACCUGAUAAAUGGGUACUGACUUGAAUGCCAGAGCCCCUUAUUAGGGAAGCUUGGCUAAAGCGGGAGUAAUGAUAUUGUACAGCGCUUAGAGAUGUUGAUAUUAAGCGCUAAAUGUAAAUGUUGCUAUUACUAUUAUUAUCAUCAUCAUUACUAUCCUUAUUGUCGUUAUCAUUUUAUUACUAUUAUUGUUAUUGUUAUUAUUAUCAUAUCAUUAUUAUCAUCAUUAUAAGAGAGCUUUUUGACGAUAAAUCUAACUAUAUACCGUUAUACUCGUAGUACAGAGUACUUAGGAAGCUUUUAACUUUGUUUCGUGCAAUAAACGUCUCAUCAUGAUAUUGUCAUAUCGUGUGUGUUUUUUCUUUGCUUUUUGUUAAUUAUCAUUAUUUUUUUUUAUUUGUUAUCAUUGAACUCCAUUGUACAAAAUAAUACAAUAAAUGCAUUUAGCAGUAUAUAAUUACCUA
Molecule: messenger RNA, 2414 nt
Organism: Strongylocentrotus purpuratus (purple sea urchin)
Lineage: Eukaryota; Metazoa; Echinodermata; Echinoidea; Camarodonta; Strongylocentrotidae
Exons: 3
Coding region: 291-758 (155 amino acids)
Source: RefSeq, a predicted model, not a curated record